This is a messenger RNA of Aedes albopictus (Asian tiger mosquito), 1948 nucleotides long. RefSeq names its product elongation of very long chain fatty acids protein 4. Bases 839 to 1699 code for a protein of 286 amino acids. NCBI's taxonomy places the organism in Eukaryota, Metazoa, Arthropoda, Insecta, Diptera, Culicidae. The record is from RefSeq and is a predicted model, not a curated record. The transcript is spliced from 7 exons. Gene Ontology annotation, biological process: sphingolipid biosynthetic process; very long-chain fatty acid biosynthetic process; fatty acid elongation, monounsaturated fatty acid. Gene Ontology annotation, cellular component: endoplasmic reticulum membrane. Gene Ontology annotation, molecular function: fatty acid elongase activity.
CGGCGGCGCACACCGCGGUGGCGUUGAUUCGCGCCAGCUCACGAGGAAAGAGAAAAAUGCUAUAGCAAAUAUGCAACGCUAGCUAGGCUAGGGGUUCUGCUUUUUCCAUUCGCGCCGGAGUUUCACGCCAUCAUUGUCGGUCCGUCCGUUGAGUAGCGCGCCACGCGGAGUUCGUCCUGGAACUCGGUUGAACUGGUGUCCGAAAAAGUUGAAAAACCGUUGGGAGACAUUUUUUUACGUUGAUAGUGAAACGCUGUGAGUGUUUUUAAAGCUGUUACAUCAUAGUCAACAAGCCCAAAAUUGCAAUACUUUUUUGCUUCAAGCAAAAUCCUCAUACUAAUAGUGUCAACACAAACAGUUUUUAAGUGCAAUAAUCAACAAGACUUGGACCCCAGUGUACACAAGCAGUCAUUCAUCGUUAUUCGCAGUAGGGUGGGUCAUCUGUUACGCCGAAGAAUACCGUUGGGAAAGCAUAAGAACAAAUAUUGACCCGUCGUCAACUUUCGGAACCAGUGUUGUCUUACGCCAAAAGAAGCAAACGGAUUUCGGUGUGGUGUGGCGUGGUGCACUUCUUUCAGCUUUCCGGCAGAUAAUAUAGUACCUAUAGUAAAUAGGAAAUGUCCGGCCGAGAGUGAAACUGAGUCUGGCUAUUUGGAUUUUAGUGACGGUCAAAACCUUGGGUGAAGAAUAGUGAGUGUGUUUAAAGCCUAUCAUGUGCUAGAGUGAGUUUACAAAGUGGUCAACGGACAGACAGCUGGAAAAGACCCAGUGGUAGUAGCGAAGAACGUGGAACGUCGAAUAAAAAAUAGAGAACAGAAAACAGAUAAUCACAUCCAAAAUGCCAAAUGACACGGACAGCAUACCCUUCUACGACGUGUUCGGCUACUACGAAUGGACCCUCACCCUGGCAGACCCCCGAACAAAAGGAUGGCUCCUAGUGGAUUCCCCUGUGCCAACGCUCCUAUGCGUCUGCGGUUACCUUUUCGUCGUUUGGGCUGGCCCCAAAAUGAUGCGAGAUCGAAAACCAUUCGAUCUGACCCCAGUACUGAUUCCCUACAACCUAGUGAUGGCCCUGCUCAACUUGUACAUUUGCGUUCAGCUGUUUGUCGGUUCGACGCAGCUGGGAUAUAGCUACAUCUGCGAACCGUGCAAGCAGAGCUUCAGCAGUCCAGAGAUGAGGAUUGUCGGAGCCGUGUGGUGGUACUACUUCUCCAAGGUGCUGGAAUUCACCGAUACGUUUUUCUUCAUCUUGCGCAAAAAGGAUAACCAGCUGACGUUCCUGCACGUGUACCACCACAGUACCAUGUUUUCGUUCUGGUGGAUCGGUGUCAAGUGGGUUCCCAGUGGAAGUACUUUCCUUCCUGCCAUGGUCAACUCAUUCAUCCACGUGCUGAUGUACACGUACUACGGACUAUCGGCGGUGGGUCCUCAUAUGAACAAGUAUCUCUGGUGGAAGAAAUACCUCACCAUUCUGCAACUGAUCCAAUUCACCUGCGCUCUGAUACUGGGCAUCAACGGCAUACUGGUGGGCUGUGAGUUCCCCCUCUGGAUGCACUACACUCUGAUUGGAUACAUGAUCUCGUUCAUCGUGCUCUUCGGCAACUUUUACGCCCAGGCCUAUCUGAAGGGGCAAACCAUCAAGGAGUUCGAAAUUAAUGCCAACUGUUUGGAUCUACGAUCGAAGAACAAGGCAGAGUAGGUUUAGGUGAUGGUGUCUGUGCACGUGUAUGAUAAGUGUUCAAAUGGGGUUAAACGCCAAAUAGCUGAUAGAACUAGGCAGUUAGUAAAUGCUGAUAAUUUCGGAGCGGUUUUACUUGGAAGAGUCAACCUGUGUGUAAAGUUAUUAGUACAAGCAAGCAAUAAGUUUUAAAAAUCAAUCAAUUGUUACUAUUUUUAGAAUUUUUAACAAAAACUUACAGCGUGGAAAUAAAUGAAAGACAUAAUAUAA